Humulus lupulus (European hop) is the source of this 573-nucleotide messenger RNA. RefSeq lists its product as uncharacterized. The coding region runs from base 1 to 573 and encodes 190 amino acids. The record is from RefSeq and is a predicted model, not a curated record. The transcript is spliced from 2 exons. NCBI's taxonomy places the organism in Eukaryota, Viridiplantae, Streptophyta, Magnoliopsida, Rosales, Cannabaceae.
AUGGUUAAUUUGAAAUCUAUGUUCUCUUUUGGUGAUUUGGAGGCUGCGGUUAAGAACAACAAGCUUAAUCUGAGACUUCUCUAUACUAAGCUACUGAAUAAAGAGAGGCUUCACUUUGCUAAUGUAGUCUGGUGUAAGCUGGCUUUGCCCAAACACAUAUUUAUGUUAUGGCAAGCUAUUCUUGGUCACUUACUCACUCGAGACAAUCUUGUUCAUUGCCAUAUCAAGCUUGAUUCUUUAUUGUGUCCGGUCUGUGAGCUGGAGCAAGAAACUCAUGAUCAUCUAUUUUUUGAAUGUAUCUUUUCUCAUCAAGUUGGAUUAAAAGUGGCUUCUUGGCUGGGAGAUGACAUUUGGCCGACCAAGUUUGAGGACUGGUCCAAUUGGAUGGUAGGGAGACCGAAAGGUCUCAAGAAAAAUCUUGCAGCAGCAGCUCUUGCGGCUACAGUCUAUAUACUAAAAGAUCAGAAUUUGCAGGGUCUUGAAGCUCUACUUCUAUUCCUCCUCUACGAUGCUUUGGAUCUAAAUUCUGAGCAUACUUAUCACCCUUAUGAAUCUCGAGAUGGUUCUUAUUGA